This is a messenger RNA of Anthonomus grandis grandis, 4258 nucleotides long. RefSeq lists its product as uncharacterized. The record is from RefSeq and is a predicted model, not a curated record. The transcript has 2 exons. Gene Ontology annotation, cellular component: nucleus. NCBI's taxonomy places the organism in Eukaryota, Metazoa, Arthropoda, Insecta, Coleoptera, Curculionidae. Gene Ontology annotation, molecular function: DNA binding. Bases 2639 to 4054 code for a protein of 471 amino acids.
UAGACCGGCCGUAUUUGUUUAUCUCAUGAAUUUAGUUGAUCGCCAGCAAUUAAAGCGGAGGUAUCGUCAAUUUUCUAUUUUUGCACGCGAAAGUAAAAAAUCGAUAUUGAAUGUGUUUUUGGUCCUACUUCGUUAUUUUAAGGUUCUGGACUUCAAAAUGCGUACUUACAAGAGGACGAUUUGGAAUUGAUCGAACGACACUGGGCCGAUAUAUAAAAAAAUUAAAGAGUGGAGAUGGACCAGACGAAGUAACAAUGGGAUAUGUUGCAUCUCGUCAAGUUUUUUCUUUAGAGCAAGAAGACGUUCUUAAAGAUUACUUGCUCAAAUUGGCAUCCAUUUUUUAUGGUCUAUCGCCAAUUGAUGUUAUACUCUAUUCCAGAAGUGUAUAGAGCAAUAAAAUGGGGAAUUCCGUUCUGUUUGGCUACAUUUCGUGGUAGUUCAUAGGCGCAGGUACUUAUAAUAUUUAUGAAUUUAAUUUUCACGGAUUAAAUGCCUUUAUUUUGAAAGAGAUUAAAUACUAAAUAAAUACUUUUAAUCCUUUUGUAUAGGUACCUAUCUUUUAACGCUUUGUAACAUGCAAAAAUGGGGUCAGGUAAUAAUAUAUACAGACUAUAAAUACUUUUAAAUCAUAUUUUAAACGUUAGUAGUCACUGCUACGCUGUAGUGUAAUCACAAUAUUAUUAUCCCAAUAUUUAAAAAAUGGAGGUAUUCAGUCCAACGAAAAGAUGUACUAAAAAUUCUCCACUAUCGCUGAGUGAAAAAGUUAUUAUUUUAAAUGUACAUGAUUGCAUAAAACACGAUUACCCUAGUUUUACUGUGCAAGAUAUUGUUGAAAAAUGUUCUCGAAUGAGUGGAAUUGGAAAGUCCACCAUUUUCAAAUUGUUGCGGGAAAGAAAAGUAGCAGGUCAAGUGGAAUCUCCCAAGCAAAAGCCAGGACGACCUACAAAAGUCCUUGAUGAAAAUGCUAAAUGUAUAAUUCGAAGAAAAGUUCACUCUUUUUAUUUUAAAAAGGAAAUACCCACCCUAGACAAAAUUUUAAUGGAGCUUGGCCGAGAUGACAGUAUUCCGUUGAUAAGUAGAAAACUUUUAUGGAAAACUUUAAAAAAUAUGGAUUUUGCCUGGGAAAAGCAUAACCGCAAAGCACUUUUACUGGAGAGCGACGAAAUUGUUUGUUGGAGACGACAAUACUUGAGAAGUAUCAAGCAGUACCGCAGGGAGCAAAAUAAAGUUUUUUAUCUUGAUGAGACGUGGAUUAACGAAGGUUAUAUAGUCCAAAAAAUGUGGCAAGACAAAAAUAUAACCAGUGCUCGCCAAGCUUUCAUAGAAGGCCUGUCUACGGGUAUUAAAGUACCUUCGGGAAAAGGAAAAAGACUUAUAAUCACACAUAUUGGAAGCGAAGAGGGAUUUUUAAAAGAAGGUCUGCUAACCUUUGAGUCGACUCGCACAGGAGAUUACCAUGAAGACAUGAACUCAGACGUUUUCGAGGACUAUUUUGGUGAAAUGAUAAAAUUUCUUCCGGCUAAUUCGGUGGUGGUUAUGGAUAACGCAUAUUCACGGCGAAUAGAGAAGACGCCAACUUCAAGUUGGAGAAAGCAAGAAAUUAUCGAUUGGCUGACUGCAAAAGGUAUUGCGUUUGAAGCAAAUUUGAUAAAAAAAGAACUGCUGGCAAUAGCAAACUUACACAAAACUCGUUUCAUGAAAUACGCCGUGUAAGAUAUAAUAUAACUGUACUGCGCUUACCGCCAUAUCAUUGCGAACUAAAUCCUAUAGAACUGAUAUGGGCGCAGGUAAAAGGAUUUGUAGCAAGACAAAACACGACUUUUAAAAUGAAAGAUGUUAAGCUACUGUUUGAUCAAGCCAUUACGGAAGCGACACCAGAGAAUUGGCGAAAAGCAGUCCAGCAUGUAAUUAAGCAAGAGGACAAAAUGUGGGAUCUUGACAACCUCAUCGAUCAGACAGUCGAUCCUUUAAUUAUAAUGUCAAGAGGUGAUGACAGUUCGUCAGAUGACGAAGAAGACUACAAUCUAUUAUAAUUUAAAAUUGUUAUACACUGUUUAAAAAGUGCCAGAUCCAAAAGUGACAUUUUCAACUGUUUUACUCUACAUAUUAUGUUCAAUAAAUUUGUGAAAAAAAUAUAUUAUUCCAUUUAAACAAAAGUAACUUUCUAAAAUAAAAUAGCAUUUAAGUACAUUAAUUAUAAGGUAAAAAACAAGUCCCAGUUGCACGCUUUUGGCGAACCGUUUUCAAUGUUUAUCAGUGGGUAACAAUGGGCAAAACUCAUAAAUUGACCCAAAACCGGGUGGCACUACCUGCAAUCAACGAAAAGAAAGAAUUUUACAUUGAAACUAAUACCCAACUAAGGUAGUGGCAUAAAAUAUUGGUGGAUCACCAGGUACCACUUUUGCAUACCUAAUGAGGUUUUAUUGCUCUACACACUUCUGAAAUAGAGUAUAGACGCCUAGCCUUCGAAUGUGCAACAAAAUAUAACUUAAACGUUCCUGAACCUUGGAAGAUAAAUAAAAUAGCAGGAAAGGACUGGUUGACGGCUUAUUUAAAGAGAAACCCUCAGCUCUCAAUAAGAAAACCAGAACCGACAAGCUUAGGUAGAGCAACCUCGUUCAAUAAACAUAAUGUUAAUAUGUUUUUCGAAAAACUUGCCAACGUUAUGGACACAUAUAAAUUUUCGCUAUCAAAAAUUUGGAACACAGACGAAACGGGCGUGUCUACAAUAACAAAACCUUCAAAAAUAGUAGCAGCGAAGGGAAAAAGAAACAUAGGUGCUGUUACUUCAGGAGAGCGUGGAACUAAUGUAACCCUAAUUACCGCCGUAUCAGUAAUAGGGAAUACAAUACCACCCAUGUUUGUCUUUCCCAGAAAAAAAUUUAAACCCUAUUUUAUUUCAAACGGUCCUCCAGAAUGCAUCGGUGCAGGAAAUGCAAGUGGUUGGGUGACUGAUUUAGAAUUUUAUGAUUUUAUGAAGCAUUUCGUUAAACAUACAAGCCCUACUAAACAGUCUCCUGUUUUACUUUUACUGGACAAUCAUUCAUCACAUUUAUCAAUUAAGACCGUAGAAUAUGCAAAGAACAACGAAGUGGUAAUGCUUUCAUUCCCACCACACUGCACCCACAAACUUCAGCCACUGGACGUGUCAGUCUUCGGGCCUUUCAAGAAGUAUUUGGCUUCUGCCCAGGAUGCAUGGCUUCGUAACAACCCCGGACAGACAAUUAGCAUAUACGAAAUACCAAAAAUUGUUGCCACAACUUUACCAUUAGGAGCUACAAGUUCCAAUAUAAUAAAUGGAUUUUCAAAAACGGGUAUAUAUCCUUAUAAUCGUGAUAUAUUUUCUGAUACAGAUUUCGCGCCAUCAUAUGUGACUGAUCGUCCAGUUCCCGAAUCUAUAUCUCAGCCGCCGUCGAUAGAAGACAUUUCUGCCAGCACUUCCCAAACCAUAGCUCCAGAAACACCUGAUGACAACGCCAUACCAUCUACAUCUACUGGAGUUUUUUCAUCUGAAGGCUUGCGGCCUUUGCCUAAGGCAGGACCAAGAAAAACACAAAACCAGAGAAAGAAGAGAGCUUGCGCGAUUUUGACAGACACGUCGGAAAAAGAAGCACUUGCUGAAGAACAAAGGAAAAUGAAAAGUUCUGGUAAAGUAGACAAAAAGAAGAAAGAAGCUGCUAAAAAAGCUAUUUUAACAGAUGUGUCCUACUCAGGUAGGUCCUACGCACUACUGAAAACUAAAGAACGACGGUCCAAUAUUACUUCUUCACAUUCAAACGAUGGAAAGACUCUAGGAGUCGUUGCUCGAAAAAAAGAAAACAAGUUUUCCAAGAACAUAAAACAGCAUAAAAUAAAUAAGAAAUCUUUUUCCCCAUUGCCAUCAUCUGAGUCUGAAGAUGAUGAAUGUUUAUGUCUGAUGUGCCUAGCAGCAUUUACAGAUAGUGUUCCGGGUAAAGAAUGGAUACAGUGUUCCAAUUGCAAAAAACGGGCUCAAUUAAGGUGCACUCCGGGUACUAGUAUAUAUUAUAUGUGUAUAAACUGCGACAGCGAUUAGUUUUUAAUUUCCAAAAUGUUUAAUUUAGUUUUGGUAAUAAAUUUUUUGAGUAUUUCUAAAAUUAGAUUUUUAUUUUUCAUCAAAAAACUGACUGAUUUAUUUUAGGCAUAUGCAUAUGAAAUUUUGUGAUUUGAUAAAUAAUAGUCGUCCUGUUGUAUUGCGCAUACUUUUUACGGAUUAAGCAACAUUCAUAAUACUAUCAAU